This is a messenger RNA of Culex pipiens pallens (northern house mosquito), 3191 nucleotides long. RefSeq names its product transient receptor potential channel pyrexia (gene wtrw). Lineage: Eukaryota; Metazoa; Arthropoda; Insecta; Diptera; Culicidae. Gene Ontology annotation, molecular function: protein binding; monoatomic ion channel activity. The record is from RefSeq and is a predicted model, not a curated record. Gene Ontology annotation, cellular component: membrane. Gene Ontology annotation, biological process: monoatomic ion transport; transmembrane transport. The transcript has 2 exons. The coding region runs from base 52 to 2991 and encodes 979 amino acids.
UGCGAGUUCGCUCGGUGGCCGGUUCAGUCGUGCGCGCGCGCUCGUUCGAGCAUGGAGAACUUCGGCUACAAGGAGGGUUCGACCAAACCGAAGCAGCGCCGCCUCGGAUCAUCGCGGUCCACCAAGAUCAAGAGUACGCAGGUGGCGCCGGCGCCGGUCUCCGCGAAACCCAGAUUCUCGCUGACCCCGGAUGUGACGGUGCACUGGCGCAAUGAUCCGGAGGCGGUGCUGGCGGAGGACUUUGAGUACAUGAAGAUCGGGCCGUCUCCGCCGGCGGAGAGCGCGCCGAACAUGUUCGAGAACUACGAGGAGUCGGCGGUGGAGUUUGGCUUCGAGGUUUCGGCGGAGACGAUCCGGACGUCGCUGAUGGAGCAGAUGCGGAUAUCGUCGGGCCGGUUGAAGCUGCUGGACAACAUCGAGCAGGGCAACAUUUGUGCGGCCAAUGUGCGGGAGAUGUUCGAGGGUUCGAGUAAGGCCGAGAAGAAUAUAAGUUUUUUGUUCGCGGCGUUCUUGAAGCGAUGGGACUUGCUGGAGGGACUGUUGGAGUGUGGGGCGGAGUUGAUCUACUUUGAUAGUAAUGGGUUUUCGGCGUUGCAUUUGAGUGCGUUUAGUGGUUGUUUGAACUGUACGAGCCUGCUGGUGUCGAGGGGGAUCGACGUGAACAUGCAGCCGCGGGCGUUUACGCCGUUGCACUGUGCGGCGUUCGGGAACGCGGUGGAGAUCGCGCGGUUCUUGAUCAACAAGGACGGCAAGCAGUGCAUCAACACGAAGAAACAAAACUACGAAGAGUCGCUGCUGCACUGCGCGGUCCGGUCGAACGCGAUCGACUGCGUCAAGUUGUUCAUUUCGGAGGGAAUGGACGUGAACUCGCUGAAGCCGAGCGGGAUGAACUCGAUCCACCUGGCGGCGGAUUUGGGGUACGUGGAGUGUUUGAAGGUGCUGCUGGAUUGUCCGACGGCGGAUCCGAACAUCCGCAUAGGGAUAAGGGAAAAGGAGUCAACGGCGUUGCAUUUGGCCGCGGACGAGGGGAACGUGGAGUCCGUGAGUCUCCUGCUGGCCAAAGGAGCCAACGCCAAGUUGAAGAAUCAUCGCGGGUUCACCCCGCUUCACCUGGCCGCGCGAACCUCCAGCUUCGAGUGCGUUGAGCUGCUGCUCCGAGUUGGUAACGCCGACCCAAACGCGGAAGACUUCGAUCAACGCACCCCGCUGCACGCCGCGAUCGGCAAGUCCGAGAGUGCGUUCGACAUCAUCGAAACGCUGAUCUGCUGGGGCGCGGACGUCAACAAGAAGGACGUGUUCGGGUUCACACCACUUCAUCUAGCCGCGUUGGACGGCCUGGCGCACUGCGUCGAGAUCUUGAUCUACCACGACGCGGACGUUACGACGAAGUCGAAGAAGGGCACGACCGCGUUGAACGUGAUCACGCGCAAGACUCCGUCGUCGCUGGCGAUGAUCAACCGGAAGUUUGACGACGCAAUGACGCUGAUCCACUCGCAGGAUCCGUCGGACAAGGAGGUCGUGCUGGAGCUGGAUUUCAGGAGCAUUUUGCAGCACGGAUAUCCGCGCGAGACCAGCUACCUGAACACGCUGGUCGACGAGGGUCAGAAGGAGAUCCUGCAGCAUCCGCUGUGUUCGGCCUUCCUGUACAUCAAGUGGGGCAAGAUCCGGAAGUACUACAUCGCUCGGCUGUUGUUUUGUUUUAUUUUUAUUCUGUUUUUAACACUUUACGUGCUGACCGCCCUCGCCCACAACUGCUACAACGGUAGCAAGGACAUGGAGGAGACCAUCCAGGAGCAGGAACUCUGUCAGAAGCAGUCGAUCCUCGGGAACAUGCUGCGCAAUAAUCCCUUCGUCAUGGAAAUGCAGUGGAUGGUGCUGGUCGCGAUCACCUUCGUCGAGAUUUGCCGUAAACUGUACGGCAUGACCGGAUAUUCCUCGAUCCGACGGUACAUAACCCAAAUGGAGAACGUCACCGAGUGGUUCAUCAUCGUGAGUGUGUUUGUAAUAUCGUACAUCUACACCAAGCGAACCUACACCUGGCAGAACCACAUCGGAGCGUUCGCCGUCCUGCUCGGCUGGACGCACCUCAUGGUCAUGAUCGGUCAACUCCCCGUGUUCGGCGCGUACGUCGCCAUGUACACCAAAGUCCAGGUCGAGUUUGCCAAACUCUUCAUCGCUUAUUCCUGCAUGCUCGUCGGCUUCACCAUCAGCUUCUGCGUGAUCUUCCCCUCGUCCUCCUCCUUCGAGAACCCCUUCAUGGGCUUCAUCACCGUCCUCGUCAUGAUGGUCGGCGAGCUCGACCUGGAACUCCUCAUCAACGACCCGGACGGCAAGGAUCCACCCUUCAUGCUGGAACUCAGCGCCCAAAUCACCUUCGUCCUCUUCCUACUCUUCGUCACCGUCAUCCUCAUGAACCUCCUCGUCGGCAUCGCCGUCGACGACAUCCAGGCGCUCAAGAAAACCGCAACCCUCUCCAAACUGGUCGGCCAAACCAAGCUCAUCUCGUACAUCGAGUCGGCCCUCUUCAACGGGUGGCUCCCCAACUGGCUCCGUUCCCUCCUCCACUACACCGCCCUCGUCUCACCCCAAGCCUACCGCGUCAUCCUCUCCGUCAAACCCCUCAACCCCGAAGAAAAGCGCCUCCCCCGCGCCAUCAUGAUGGCCGCCUACGAAGCCGCCAAAAAGGGCAGCAAACUCCAGCCCGGACUCAGCAACCCCGUCGUCUUCAAAUACCGCUUCCAAAACGGAACCCCCGGAACCGACCCCCAAUCGAUCGGCGGCGCCCAAAUCGACCCCAACGCACCGCCCCUCGAGAAGAUCGUCGAGUCCGACUACGGGUUCGAAACGGCCAGCAUCUGCACCCUCGCCACCAAGAUCGACGAAAGUGCCGAAAAGCUGGACGAACUCGCCAAGGAGCUCGCGGAGCUGAAAGCCGUCCUCAAGUACAACCAAAGCGUCGUGGACAAAAUAUGUAAAAUACUAUCAAAGUGAUGAUCUUUUAACAAUGCGCGCGCAAAUCGCUGUCUCAAUGGCCGAAUUAGUGUCGUCUUGUGUGAUAGUGAGGUUCCUCUCUCUUUAUAGGCGGAUCACGUGCCCUGGCGGCUGAGACAAGCUUCAGAGUCCGGCGUUUUCUUUUAUAUCUUGUAUGUAUGUAAAUCAUGACGCAAAAUAAAAUAAAACCAAUAACCCAA